Molecule: messenger RNA, 2294 nt
Organism: Clunio marinus
Lineage: Eukaryota; Metazoa; Arthropoda; Insecta; Diptera; Chironomidae
Source: the annotation of a GenBank genome assembly
AUUGUAAAAGAGUUAUAAUGAAAAGAUCGAAUGUUAAAAGUCGCAUCAAAAAAGAUGAAUUGAAUCCUUUAUUUCAUUUUAAAGACAAAGAAGAGGAUGAUAAAGUGUUGACAAACGGAGUCAUCAAACAAGCGCUCAAAUCUGGAAAAUUGGAGCUUUCCUCGAAAAAUUUAAAGUUUGUUCCGGAGAAAGUGUGGAAUCUACGAGAAACCGGAAAAAUCAAUUCCGAUGUGUUUGAUUUGAAUCAGAAGCCUAAUGAAGAUGACUUAUGGUGGAACCAAGCAAGUCUCAAGCAUCUCGACCUGUCGUCAAAUGUUCUCACUGAAAUCUCCGGAAACAUCGGAAAUCUUUUAGAUUUGACGGUCUUAAAUCUUCAAGAUAAUGCAUUAACAACUAUUCCGCCUGAAAUUGGUUUGCUGGAGAAACUCACUCGACUAAACUUGAGUAGAAAUCGCAUUGAACAGUUACCGAGUCAAUUUUUUCGACUUCGAGAAUUAAAAUAUCUUAACUUAUCGCACAAUUCAUUGGAAGAUAUCUCAGCAGAUCUUAGUGAUUUAGUAAUGCUUGAGGUGCUCGACUUAUCUAACAAUCAACUUGAGUCACUUCCUGGUGGAAUUGGAUUUUUAACACGUUUAACCGACUUAUCGAUUCACCACAAUAAGCUACAAAAUUUGCCUAAUGACAUAACAAGUUUAAGAAACCUUCAAAAGCUUGACAUGAUGAAUAACGACAUAAAGUUCUUGCCUGAAUACAUGGGUGACUUGAGACGUAUUGAGUUCAUUUAUGCCCAACAUAACGACAUUGAUAAACUUCCGGAUUUGGAAGGAUGCGAGCAUCUUCAAGAACUUCACAUUUCGAAUAAUUUUAUCAGUGAAAUUCCAGAAAGAUUCUGCGAAAAAUUGCCAAGUUUGAAAGUGUUGGAUCUUCGCGAUAACAAAAUAGCGAAACUUCCUAAUGAAAUUUCCAUGUUGCAAAGUUUAAUGCGUCUUGACAUGUCAAACAAUUCUAUUAAUAGCUUGCCAUCAUCUUUAAGUACAUUGGCGCAUCUGGUAAGUCUUCAAGUGGAAGGAAAUCCGAUAAAAUCAAUACGACGUGACAUCAUUGCUUGUGGAACGCAAAGAAUCCUGAAGACGUUGAAAGAUCGUGAAGGAAAUGUGAACACGAUGAAAGUUACUCAGUCACCGACUAUUCCUGAGAAACUUUUUCCUGAUAUUUAUCAACUGAAGAAAACACGAAGCUUGACAUUGUGUGGCAAAAAUCUUUCCGAAAUUCCCGAACAACUUUUUAUUGAUGCUAAACAAGCUGAAAUUUCUAUCGUCGAUUUUACGAAGAACAAAUUAAAACAAUUACCUGAAGGUUUGAAACAUCUCAGUCCAAUGAUUGCCGAACUCAAUUUGAACUCAAAUUUAUUGACCGAAAUUCAACCUUUUGUGUCUGAUUUUGAUCACAUCAAAUAUUUGAAUUUAAGUUGCAAUCAUCUUGAUUCACUUCCCGAUGAAGUUGGACUUUUGAUAACUUUGCGCGAGAUAAACAUUGCCAACAAUCGUUUCAUAACAUUCCCGAAAUGCAUUCACGAGUUGAUUCAUUUGGAGAUCAUUCUUGCUUGUGACAAUAAAAUCGAAGAAUUUGAUGCAUCGGAAGAAGGUUUGGGAGCUUUGAAGCGACUUGCAACUCUUGAUUUAUCUAACAACAACAUAAAAACUGUUCCACCAGUCCUUGGCAACAUGACCCAAAUCACAACACUUUUACUUCAUGGCAACAGUUUCAGAGCUCCACGUCAUCAAAUUCUCGAAAGUGGAACUCAAAGCAUUCUUUCGUAUCUGCGUGAUCGAAUUCCCAAAGAGUUUUAAAUAUUUUUCUUGCCUUUCUUUCAAGCUGAAUAAUUGCCAAGGGAUGAAAUUUUAUUUAUGUUUUGCUUAACUUCACGUAAUGAUUUUUCCUUUUUGACAUUUAACAAAUGAAAUAUGUUAACCUUCGACAGUAAAGUUGUGAGUGAGAUUGAAAAGGUUUUGAACAAGUUAUAAAAGAAUUAUUUUUGUUAUCAUUUGAAUUGUUGAUUAUUUGAUUAAUUUUUUAUGUUACUAUUUUUUGCCAAUUUAUAUUAUAAAUGCUUCAUGAUUAAUGUUCUAUGUGCAUAAAUAAAAAAAAUGGCGACGAUCGUUUGCAAAAAUUUAUUUAUUUAAAUUUUAUCUGAUAAGAGAUUUGAUGAUGCUUGAAUCAAUUUGUGUUUUCACAUUUGAAUCUUGAAAAGGCAACAUUUAUCAAUUGAUAAAAAUAUAAUUUUUUGAUUGAAU